Didymodactylos carnosus is the source of this 361-nucleotide messenger RNA. The record is from the annotation of a GenBank genome assembly. NCBI's taxonomy places the organism in Eukaryota, Metazoa, Rotifera, Eurotatoria, Philodinida, Philodinidae.
AUGAUUAAUACAAGGUGGGGUCACGUGGUCGUUCCCAUGGACAACGAAACGGAUGUGGUGCAUUAUGAUAUUCGAACAUGUAAUUCAAUAGCAAUACCGCCAUAUCAUGAAAUGGCUGUACCGGCUUCGGUAAAGAUAUCAUCAGCCGAGUCAGUGAUUUUUCAACCGAACAAAGAAUUAUUAUCGAAACAAUCAUUGUUGAUUCCACAUGCUAUUUUAACAGUAGACAAUUAUCGUACUUUGUUAACAAUUCGAAAUCCGACCGACUACCCAAGUAUGGUACACCAAAAUGUUAAGUUGGGAUCCAUCACAAUAACAACUCCAGAUAUAAAAAUAUUUGCCAUCAAUGGAGAUAUAGGUU